Molecule: messenger RNA, 564 nt
Organism: Penicillium samsonianum
Lineage: Eukaryota; Fungi; Ascomycota; Eurotiomycetes; Eurotiales; Aspergillaceae
Exons: 1
Coding region: 1-564 (187 amino acids)
Source: RefSeq, a predicted model, not a curated record
AUGGGCAGGGUCAGCAAAGCAAUUGGUGUCAUCUUGUUGGACAGCCAUACUAUGAUUAUGAAUGGCCUGACUGAAAAUGUCACGAACUACGGGAAGAUCGUUGCUUGGAGUGAACACCCAGAUGCCUAUGAAUGGACGGCCAAACAAAAGCAGUGCAUACCUGGAGAGGGCCUGCUGAUACUGGAAAUACAGGAGCGACUUUUAACAUUUGUUUUUCAAUGCUGCAGGCAGCUUCUCCAUGACAUCCCCGAGUCCACCCUGACCAGUGACUCCUUCCCUCUUCUACUAGAACUGCCCCUGAGGUCCGAAAAUGAGUUAAGCGGUUUCCAGUCUUUGGGUGUGAUGGCUGCGGAAGCCCCAUAUCGUGUUCCAGCACAACUGGGUCUUACUCUUGUUGCGUCGCUCCUCGCGGCCAAGGCAUCCGCUGCAGAAGAUCACCUGUGGGCUUUGCGAGAAGACCCAGACUACUUUUCCAGGAUGCUGCACGGGGCCAAGGACCAUCGCCAGGAGACUUUCAAGAACGUCAACGAAAAUACCCACCCACUCCUGAGCCGCAAUCGGUGA